This is a messenger RNA of Cylindrotheca closterium, 3528 nucleotides long. Lineage: Eukaryota; Bacillariophyta; Bacillariophyceae; Bacillariales; Bacillariaceae. The record is from the annotation of a GenBank genome assembly.
AUGGUCGAAUUUGCCGUCUCAGACAACCGCGCAGAUGGCCUGGCUAUUACGGAAGCCUUUCGACAAGCUAGUGAUGACGAUGUACGGAAUGCCAUGAAUGCCAUGUCAAAUCCUACAGACGUGGAUUCUCUAAAGUUCUAUAUCAUACCUUCGUCAUGGUUUGUGAAAGCAUGGCGAUUGUUCGGCGCCCGAUCGGAAGAUGAUGUUGAUGAAAAUUGGAGAGAAAGCAUAGGAUCGAUUCAAAACAUAGAACUCUUGAACAUAGAGCACGAGGUCACCAGUGAUGAGGAAGAUCCGGCGGAAGAUCAGCAGAAGAAAAUGUUUGAAAAGCUUCACCUGAGGAUGGCAAAGAAUCUCCAGGAAGGCAAAAUAAUGAGUGAACUUGAACAUACCAAAGACUAUUUUUUCCUGGGUGCAAGUGCAUGGUUGCUGGUGAAAGAGAAGUUUGGCUUUGAUGGGUUAGAACUUGAAAGGCCAUGUGUGACGAAUGCUGCCAAUGGUUCCCUAGAAAUUCAAUUGAAACUUGAAGAGUCGAAUGGAACUACACCAAAGUUGAUUACAAUCCCCCCUUCUGGAAGAUUUGCUUACGAGAAAGUAAUGUCGAGCAAGGUGAGCAACACAGUUGCGAUCAUUAGUGAAGGAACGAAUGGAAAUGCUUCAAGAAUGCCCAACGUGACGACUUCUAAUCCGGGAGCAAUCAUUCCAUUUAACUCAACCUCGAAAUCCAAGAAUGGAAAGAGUGCAAAUGAACCAGAAGACUCGAACGACCAGGACAUGGAGACCGAUAGUCAACCGAUGGCGGGGCGAAAGCGACACGCAUCGGGACUUGGAAACAUAGGCAAUACCUGUUUCAUGAAUUCUACUCUGCAAUGCCUUGCACACACAGAACCGCUCCUGCAUUAUUUCCUCUCUGGAGAGUAUCAAGCAGACCUCAACAAAGACAACCCAUUGGGUACUGGUGGAGAACUAGCCUCGGAGUUCGCCAACCUUGUUCGUGAGAUGUGGGGUAUUCCAAUCAGACGACACGGUGUCGUUACUUCAAGUUCGCUCUCAGCGGUCUACCCUCGACAAUUCAAACAAUGCGUCGGGAGACACGCAGAGCAAUUCAUGGGAUAUGAUCAACAUGACUCCCAAGAGUUUGCAACCUAUCUCCUGGACGCGCUUCACGAAGACACAAAUCGGGUAACGAAAAAGCCAUACAUUGAGAAACCAGAGAAGGUUAAGGAUGAAUCCGAUGAUGAUGCGGCGAAUAAAGCUUGGGAGCUUCACUUGAAAAGAGAAGAUAGCCGAGUCCUGGAGAAUUUCAUGGGCCAAGUGAAAAGCCGCCUGGAGUGUUGCACGGCCAAUUGUGAUCGUGUGUCAACAACCUUUGAUCCGUUCAUGUACCUUUCCGUCCCAAUCCCCGGUGAAACUGAUCGGCAGCUCAAGAUCACUUUCGUUCCACUAGAACCAAAUGAAAAACCAAGAAAUUUCGAGCUUACCGUGCCGAAGACUGCAGCUAUGGGCAAAGUAUUUUCAAUGCUAAACGACGAGCUAAUCGCAUUGGGAGUCCGGAGUGAUCCCAUUCCUCUUCAUGAUUUCGUAGCCGUGGAUGUCUGGUCACAUGAAAUUUUCAGCUGGUACCAAUUGGACUCGGAUCUCGACAGGAUCCGAGAGACGGACACAACAUUCAUUUUCGAAUUGGAUCCGCAAAAUGAGAUUUCUAUAGAAUCAAAGAAGAGAUCAGAUGCGCCAGACGACGUUGAGAAAAGUCUUUCCAAAGUGAGCGAUAGAAGUCGGGUCAAUUUGGAUGUCGAGACUCUGACAAGCUUAAACAAAAACGAUCACUGGCAGAGCGAAAUCGAGAAGUAUGUGAAGGUCUCGCACACGGUGUACAUUUUGUUCAAUGAGAAAAGGGGAACUGUCGAAGAUCGUCUACAUUUUUACAACAAACUGAAGAUAUUCCUUGAACAGUGUCAGAAAGAAGUGGAGGACCACGAGGAGUCGUCGGCGAAGACUGAUGCUGUCAAGGACGACGACGAAAUGAAGGAUGAAGGUGGCAAUGAUGGCGAUGGCGAUGGGAAAACAGCUGCCGAUGCAGGAGAGAUACAAGGAUUGAUUGAUCGGACCGAUGCAUCUCCUACAUUUACAAAUGUGAAAACGCAGCGCGAUGUAGAAAUUCUUGGAUUCUGCGCAAACAAAAUUCGUCAACUCAUCCUCAAGCUGAUAACUGACAAGAAGAACUUAUACAGCGAUGGUAUUACAAUUCAAAUUUCGAUGAGGAAGCACAAGACUGCAUACUCUUCGAGCACAAAGCUUGCAACGCCUAUAGCCCUCCGCAUUCCUUCAACGAUGACAGUUUACGGUCUUCGAAAAGAACUGGCGAAGCGACUCUCGAGAUCGCUACAAUCAGAUUUGAAGGAUCGGGCGAAUAACUCGGCAGGAUCGGCUGAUACCUUGGAGGACAAAAGUAGGCCCAUGAAUGGCGACCACGUCUUUGGAUCUCCUGAGCUCUCUAUUAUGCGACAAGUCCCCUUGUCCUUUGAUCGGAAGGACGGCACCAGCUACGGCGGCACAAGGACGACCUACAACUCCAAGCAGCUCGGAAUGCUUGAAAAGACGCACGAUGGAGAAGGCACUAUGGCCGAUCCAAAUGAUGAUGCAGAAAUGGCUUAUGUGGCAGAUAUCUUGGGACCACUAGGAAACGUCACAUUGGAAUGGCCUGGUGAUUUGUGCGACCGAUGCUUUGAUGAAGUCGAGUACGAAAACGUAGAAGAAAGUACAACAGAGGAAGAUGGGAAAAAAGAAGAGAAAGCUGUAACAAAUGUUUUGGACUGUAUAGAAAAGUACUGUCAAAUGGAACAACUGGAGGAAACUGAGAUGUGGUAUUGCAAUCAAUGCCAGCAACAUGUCCGCGCAUGGAAGCAAUUUCACCUUUACCGAGCACCGCCAAUACUCAUCAUUCACUUGAAAAGAUUUCAUUAUUCUGCCAGAACACACCGUCGAGAUAAAAUCACGUCCUUCAUUGACUUCCCCUUGAGAGGACUUGAUUUGACUAAGCUGGUUUCAAGUUAUACAGAAGAAGGAAAACCAAUAUACGAUUGCUAUGGAGUCAGUAAUCACUACGGUGGUUUGGGCGGAGGUCAUUACACAGCUCACAUCCUGGACGAAGAUGGCUCAUGGAACUACUACGACGAUACCCGUAUGACCAAGGCAGAAGAAAAGGAGGUGCUCUCGGAGGCAGCCUAUGUUUUGUAUUACAGAAGACAAGAUGUUCCUUUUGAACGAAAUGUUGCCUUUCCAACACCAGAAGCUAUCCCACCAUUACCCCCUGCUCCAGCCGCGAUAGAGGGCGAACCUACCAACGCAAUGGGGAACGAUGAAAGCGACCUCUCUAGCAAUGUAUCUACCUUUGGCGUUGUGGCAGAUGAUGAGGAUGACAUGGCCGUCGACGGUGACUCCAAAGCUGACUCUUCACCAGUUGAGUCAAUGGACGCAGAGAUUGACAUCGCCGGCUUCACAAACGAAGAUUUUCCACCUUUGCAAUAG